This is a messenger RNA of Dalotia coriaria, 1717 nucleotides long. RefSeq names its product retinol dehydrogenase 13-like. The transcript has 5 exons. The record is from RefSeq and is a predicted model, not a curated record. The coding region runs from base 302 to 1258 and encodes 318 amino acids. Lineage: Eukaryota; Metazoa; Arthropoda; Insecta; Coleoptera; Staphylinidae.
UGUUUUAACCUCAAAAACAUUGAUUUAAUGGAUAAAAAUCGUUUACUUUGCAAGUAUAAUGCGUGUACAAUGAUAAUUACCAUCUACUUUUGCAUUAUUGAAGAUAUAAAUAAAUAUUCCAAGCGAUUCCUGGUAGUAAUCGAUUUCUUGCGACGCAGUUCGUGCGAGGCGGUCGACGCGCAGUGAAGAAGCGGACCAGACACGACGUGGUACAGUUACAACAAACAAGAAAGAAAGCGGCGCCGAUCAAGAUCUUGACCAUUGAUAGUUAUAGCAGAGGAAGAAGAAGAAGUGCAUUGCCAUGGGCGUCUUGAGUUCCAAGUGCAGGUCGACGGCGCGUCUUGAUGGCAAAACCGUCGUUAUUACUGGAUGCAACACCGGCAUUGGCAAGGAAUGCGUUAAGGAGUUUUAUCUGCGAGGUGCCAAGGUAAUCAUGGCGUGCCGAAAUCUCGAAAAAGCCACCUCCGCUCAGACAGAAGUGGAAGACGAGUGCAAAAACGCGCCGAAUGUGGGUUCCAUCCAAGUGGUUAAACUGGACCUCACAAGUUUACGCUCCGUGCGUGAAUGUGCGAAGAAAAUCAGCGACAACGAAGAGAAAAUCGAUAUUUUGCUGAAUAAUGCUGGUGUGAUGAUGUGUCCAAAAGAUACGACCGAGGAUAACUUUGAGAUGCAGAUUGGCACUAAUCAUUUCGGGCAUUUUUUGUUUACGCUGUUAUUGUUGCCGAGGAUUAUUGCUAGUAAUAGUCAACCGGCGCGGAUUGUAAAUGUUUCAUCAAUGGCGCAUUGGCGUAUAUUUGGUGGAAAAAUGAAUUUUGAUGAUUUAAACUGGAAAACACGGCGGUACAAUUCAAUUAAUGCUUAUGCUCAAUCCAAACUGGCAAAUGUUUUGUUCACCAAGGAACUGGCACGUAGAUUACAAGAAGCUGGUAUAAAUCAUGUUCACACUUAUAGUCUACACCCUGGCGUGAUAAAAACUGAACUAGGACGUAAUCUUGACCAGACUUUCUUCAAAGGAGUGACAUUUUUGUUUCUUACAUUUACUACGUUCAUGUGUAAGUCACCGCAGCAAGGCGCGCAGACAAGUAUCUACUGCAGUUUAAGUGAAGACUGCGCUAAGGAAACAGGAUUAUAUUAUCAAGAGUGCAGUAAAACAAAUCCUUCCUACAGAGCGAGGAACAAAGAGGACGCAAAACGCUUGUGGGAAGAAAGUUUACUGCUCACUGGAUUGGGACCAGACUAUAAUUUUCUAAAUCCAUAAAAAUUUCAUGCGAAAACGUACGAUUACUCAUAAAGUAUUUCAUGUUUAGUUAAUCUUAGCUUAAAUUUACUAUUGUGGAUGUUUUCGUGUUUGUUUAGUGAUAAUAUUUAGUGUUUUUUCUUUGUGUUUGCGUUUAGUUUACAAACAAUGUGUAAAAAUGUGUUUUUGUUAUUGUUUUCAAAACAGUUUGGAUAAUAUAGGCAACACAUGUAACACAUUAAACAUUGUUUUUGCUGAAAAUCAGUUAUUAAUAACUUUAAAAGUUAAUAUUUGUUGUUAUUCGUUAGAUAAUAAGUAAAAUGUAAGAAUUGAAGUUUAAAAAAUCAAUGUUUUUGAUGUUUUGAAGUGAUUAUUAUCAAUUUUGAUGCAAAAAAUAGGAUAAGAAGUUGAACAUUUGCAAAAUUGUGCAAUAUUAUACAAAAAAGGUUGGAAUGCUGAAUAAAUAACUUCCGGACCUAA